AGUCCGUUAACCGUAUUGAUGAUACAAUCUCGUUUUUAUUGAGUUCAAAUUAGGUAAAUAAUAAUAUCGGUAACAGUGCUCAGUGGUUAUUUCUUGUGACUUACAUUAUGACCAUGUUCUAUUUGGAAGAUUUUCUGGAAAAACUAGAACUUUUACCGCAAGAGAUGAAAAAUCGCACAGCUGAAAUCACGAAACUGGACUUGCAAGUAGAAAAUUCAAUGAAUUAUAUAAGAAGUAAUGUAGAUACUUUAUUUUCAAUAGCUGACACUAUGAAUUCAGAUGAUUUGAAAGAUAAUUUUAAGACAAUCAUGAAAGAAGGUGAUAAAGCUCUUGAGCUAUCUGAUUCGAAACUUCAGAUAGCAGAGAAUAUGCAAAAACUCUUGUCAAAAUACAUAAAUCGAUUGGAUCUUGAGUUACAAGGAUUUAAAACUGAAUUGGAAGCUGAUAAAAGUGGAAUCACUGAACUUAUUGAAAAAAAAAUUUUAGAUUCAGAUCAAAGCAAUACAUCUAAUCAUAAAGAAAAUGACUAUGAAACUAACAAAUAUAUUUUUGGAGAAACAGAAGAAGUCUUAAAUAAUGUUAGCAGUAUCAAUCAAAAAUCUAUUGAGGUAGCUUCAGAUGCAUCUAGUAGUGAAGAAUUAGUAUCAUAUUUUCAACCUGAUACUAAUCCUGUUAAUUCUCAAAUGGCUCCAUUUCCACUAUCUUUUACUAUGGGGGCUGAUUGCUCGCCAAUUUCAGCAGUUGUAUCUGAAGCUAUUGUUUCUUCUCAAAAGCACAGGUCUGCUAGUUUAAUAGCAUCAUUUGAUGCAAUUGAUUACGAUCAAAUUACUGACAAAUCAGAAUUUUUAUCAAAAGCAUAUUUCAAUAAUAAAGAAAUGCCAGAAUUCAUUAAAUCUAGUAAUAACCAAACAAACAAAAAAAAAAAGCUUAGAAGAGGAAUUAUAUGUAAAGAAAUAUCUACUGACGAAGAAGAAUCAAUUGAUCCUAAUGAGCCUCGAUACUGUUUAUGUAAUCAAGUAGCCUAUGGUACAAUGGUAGCUUGUGAUAAUAAAAAAUGCCCAAUUGAAUGGUUUCAUUAUGAAUGUGUUGGUAUUACAAGAUCACCACAUGGAAAGUGGUAUUGCCCUAAGUGUGUCAUUAAACUCAAGAAAAAAAGAUGA
Messenger RNA from Diuraphis noxia (Russian wheat aphid), 1160 nucleotides. RefSeq names its product inhibitor of growth protein 3-like. NCBI's taxonomy places the organism in Eukaryota, Metazoa, Arthropoda, Insecta, Hemiptera, Aphididae. Gene Ontology annotation, cellular component: NuA4 histone acetyltransferase complex. The record is from RefSeq and is a predicted model, not a curated record.